This is a messenger RNA of Procambarus clarkii (red swamp crayfish), 687 nucleotides long. The record is from RefSeq and is a predicted model, not a curated record. Lineage: Eukaryota; Metazoa; Arthropoda; Malacostraca; Decapoda; Cambaridae.
UUUGACCAGAAAUCUCUUCACAGUUUACCGGAAGCCUGCAGAAACAUCAGAGACCAGUACCGGGAUCUCAUUAGUACUGGGUGCAUUCCUCUGACCAUGGGCGGUGACCACACUAUCUCCUACCCCAUACUGCAGGCCAUCAAGGAGAAAUAUGGUCCAGUUGGCGUGGUGCACGUGGACGCCCACCCGGACCUGCAGGAGGAGGUGCUUGGCAGCAAGAUUGGCCACGGUACCCCCUUCAAGAGGGCCUAUGAUGAGGGACUCUUAGACUGUUCACGCGUCGUGCAGAUUGGCCUUAGGGGCACCUCACUCACCCACAACGACUGUAAUAUUGGCAAAAAUUUGGGGUUCCGUGUGGUGAGCGCCGAGGAGUGCUGGUACAAGUCGCUCGCCCCACUGAUGGAGGAGGUGAGGCAGCAGAUGGGAAAGGGUCCAGUCUAUCUCUCCUUUGAUAUCGACGCCAUCGACCCAGGGUUCUGCCCUGGUACAGGUUCGCCCGAAAUAGGAGGACUGACAACCAUACAAGCACUGGAGAUUGUACGGGGAUGCCGCGGCCUUAACAUGGUGGGGUGUGACUUAGUGGAGGUGUCUCCACCCUACGACUUUGAGGGCACGACGGCCGCCACGGGUGCCCACUUGCUGUACGAGAUGUUGUGUGUGCUGCCCGGGGUGAAGUACCACAGUUAG